AUGCUGAGUGAUUAAUUUGAUUACCCUAUUUCAGGGGGGGAAUUAUACACUUACAUAAACACAAUAUUUUUAGUAUUGCAUUAAUUCAUUCAUUUUAAGACUAAAACAAGUACUCCUUAUUUGAGAAAUCUCUAAAUUGAACCAAUCUUAAUUUAAUUGUCCGAAGCCGGUGCAAUCAAUCUAUCAAAACUAGCUGUAGGUACAUAUUUGCAGGAUUUCAUUCUAUCAAUCUCAAAGGAGAAAUUGGGAUAAAUGAAUAUAUAAUAUUCCUAAGGAAUAAACCAAAACAAAUGCCAACAGGUGGAAGAAUGGAUUAAAGAGGAAAUUAGAUCAAUUACAAGUGGAUAAACAUUUCUAAAAAUUGAUCACCUGUUGGAUGAAGCUAGAAAUUAAAAAACUAAUAGAUUGAUUGAGAAUGUAGGAAAUAUCAGUUUAAAAUAUGAAGAUAAUGUUGUUUAAUUGGCAUUGGAAAGGAAAAGAGCAGCUUUGUUGAAAACUGAAAAUUAUGAUGAGGAGGAAGCAAAAAGAAAGUUUACAGAAAGAGGACUUUAAAUAUGCGAAAAUUUUACAAGAGAUAAAUGUCGAAAUGUUUAAUGUCAGAAAACUCAUUUUAGAAAGAUACUCAAAGCAAAUACAUAGACAAAAUUAGGUAAUUGUACAUAUUUGGAUUAAUGUCCUGAGUAAGAAUAAUGUAAAUACAUACAUUACAUUCUCGAUGGAAAUGAUGUGGAUUGGCAAAAAAGAAUUUAGACAGCACUAUCUAAUCAUAAGAGCAUGCCACCUUAAUGGAUAAAUUGUGAUUUAAGAAUUUUCGAUUUUAGAGUCUUAGGAAAAUUUGAUGUUAUCAUGGCUGAUCCUCCUUGGGAUAUCCAUAUGAAUUUACCUUAUGGAACUUUAAAAGACAAGGAAAUGAAAGCACUUAGAGUAGAUUUAUUGCAGAAUGAUGGAAUCAUUUUCUUAUGGGUCACAGGUAGAGCUAUGGAGUUGGGAAGAGAGUGCUUAAUUCUUUGGGGUUACAGAAGAGUUGAAGAAUUGGUUUGGAUUAAAGUAAAUCAAUUGCAUCGUAUUAUCAGAACAGGAAGAACUGGCCAUUGGCUCAAUCAUAGCAAAGAACACUGUUUGAUUGGAAUCAAAGGAAAUCCUCAAUUAAUUAAAGGAUUAGAUUGUGAUGUCAUUGUCUCAGAAGUUAGAGAAACCUCCCGAAAGCCCGAUGAAGUUUAUGGUAUUAUAAACAGAAUGUGUCCAAAUGGAAAAAAAGUAGAAUUGUUUGGAAGACCUCAUAAUUGUAGACCUAAUUGGAUCACUCUAGGCAAUCAACUUCCAGGAGUCUAUCUCAAAGAUGAUGGAAUAAGACAAAGAUUUAUGGAAGCUUAUCCAAGUGUAGAUAUUUCAGAAAACAACAUGAAUGAUAAUUUGGUUUAGAUGUCGAAUCAAGAAAACUUAAAUGUUAUUUAUAACAAUCAUAUCGGAAAAAAAGAAUGA
Messenger RNA from Paramecium tetraurelia, 1482 nucleotides. RefSeq lists its product as uncharacterized. Lineage: Eukaryota; Ciliophora; Oligohymenophorea; Peniculida; Parameciidae. Gene Ontology annotation, cellular component: RNA N6-methyladenosine methyltransferase complex. The record is from RefSeq and is a predicted model, not a curated record. The transcript has 4 exons.